This is a messenger RNA of Laccaria bicolor S238N-H82, 297 nucleotides long. RefSeq lists its product as uncharacterized. The record is from RefSeq and is a predicted model, not a curated record. Gene Ontology annotation, molecular function: nuclease activity. NCBI's taxonomy places the organism in Eukaryota, Fungi, Basidiomycota, Agaricomycetes, Agaricales, Hydnangiaceae. Bases 1 to 297 code for a protein of 98 amino acids. The transcript is spliced from 3 exons.
AUGGGCAUCAAAGAUCUCUGGAAGUUGCUAGCACCAGUUGGGGAGCACAUCUCUCUGCAUCAGCUGGCCGUUGAGGAUGGCUUUGUAAACAAUAUUGGGGGGGUAAGGGCAUAUCAGGUGGGCAUCGACACAAGUGGUUGGGUAUACUGUGUGCUCUACAGGCAUAGUGCUUCAAAAAACCCUGAGCUGGCAACACUGUAUGUGAGAUGCUGCUGCCUCCUCAAUAAACCCAUUCAGCCAUACUUUGUGUUUGAUGGUCCAAAGUGCCCUUGUGUGAAAUGGGGCAAGCCUGUUUGA